Siniperca chuatsi (mandarin fish) is the source of this 2948-nucleotide messenger RNA. It is a transcript of the gene ncdn, whose product is annotated as neurochondrin. The transcript is spliced from 8 exons. Gene Ontology annotation, biological process: neuron projection development; regulation of neuronal synaptic plasticity. Lineage: Eukaryota; Metazoa; Chordata; Actinopteri; Centrarchiformes; Sinipercidae. Bases 149 to 2554 code for a protein of 801 amino acids. The record is from RefSeq and is a predicted model, not a curated record. Gene Ontology annotation, cellular component: dendrite.
CCACCUUCCAACUAUCCCUCUUGCGAUUGGUUCUUUGACAUUGUUGCACCGUUUCCAUUGGUUCCUUGCAACGUUAUUUUGACAAUUCACUUGUGGAAAGUGCUCACGAGCUGUUGUCGCGUGUGAGAGGGCUGUAAACACCGUUAUAAUGGCUGACAGUGCCGACGCUACACCUGUCGUGAGCAGCCAGCCUCCUGGAAAAGAGGAGCAGGGAGGAGGUGAAGGUGGAGGAGGCUCAGAGAGGGAUGCAGGAGGUGGUUUGACUGAUGCCCAGACAGAGGUGUUGGAGAGGUGUCUUCAUUCACUCAGGCAUGCUAAAAAUGACAGUCACAUAUUGGCUGCUCUUCUGCUGAUAACUCGCUUAUGCCCAGCAAGCCAGCUGGACAAACCCACCCUGAGGCGCAUCUUCGAGGCCGUGGGCCUGAACCUUCCAGCUCGGCUUUUAGUGACAGCGUUCAGAGAGAGUGAGAACUCCGGCUUACCCCCACACGAACUCCUGUCACUGGGCACAGCUCUGUUGGCUGCCCUGAGCACAGACCCAGACAUGGCCUCCCAUCCCCAGCUCCUCACCACCAUCCCGCUCCUGCUGGGCAUUUUAGCAAAUGGUCCUGUGAACCAACAGAGACAGGCAGCACAGGAAGAGAACCACACAGAAAGUAAUCCUGCCAGUGUGGCAAAAUCAGCAGGCGAGGGCAAGACCAGCAAGCAAGAGGGUGAUGACGGCAGUGACGCAAACAGAGUAUCAACAUCUAAAGAAACCUCCCCGUCCUCCAAGCUCGAUGAGGCAAUGGCUGCUGACUGCUACCAGGUUCUCACAGCUGUGUGUGCCUUACCCAAAGGUCCUGACCAGCUGCUGAGCAGGGGUGCCAUACCUGCUCUGUGCCAAGCAGUGGAACAAAACCAAACUUUCAGCCACGAGAGGGGGCUUGCCAUGCUUGGCUGCCUCCUCACAGGUAAAACCAAGGACAAAGUGUGGAGGAAACACCCUGCAGACCUUCUCACUCUGCUGGCCAGGCUCUCCAAAGACUUCUGCCAAGCCAAAGACCAGACCAGGCUGGACAUGUGUGCCCAGUUGGUGCAGUUUCUCCCCCCAGCAGGAGUGGCAGUGGAGAGUGAGGCGCUGAAGGAAGUCGUGACCCGUGUAUGGGGGGUAUUGAGACCCAUGUUGCAGGCUAAGUUGACGCCGAGACAGAUCGGGCCAAUCCUGAUCCUCAGUGCUUGUCUGCUGGAUAUGUAUGGGUGGGAGCUGGUGGGACCGCCAAAGUUCUGCUGCUUACUGGUGAACCGGGCCUGCGUGGAGGUCAGAAUGGGCUUGGAGGAACCGCCUGGUAACGAACUGAGCCCAGAGCUGCAGCACACUCUCACAGGCUGUUACCGAAUCAUGGAGGCUGCCAUAGAGCAGGCCUGCUGUCUGGGAGUGUCACAGUCCCCUGCACCUCCUCAGAGCUCCAUCUCUUCACUCAGUCUGCAGCAGAGCAGGCAGGUCCUCGGGGUGUUGGAGGAGGCCUUCUCUGCUUUAAUGUACCACCUGCAGCAGGUGGAUCCAAGUUGCUAUGGUGACCCUUUUAUUUUCGCCACAUUCCGCUCUCUGUGCUCAUGGCUGGCCGAGGAGACUUCCUGUCUUAAGGAGGAAGUGACUGGACUGUUGCCAUUCUUGAUCGGCUACUCCCGGAGCCACCUGCAGGGCGAGAGCCCAGAGCAGGGCCUCUCGGACUGGAUGGCCGAGAUGUCUGUCAGAGAGGAGAGAGGGGCGUGGACGGGCAAAGAAGCUCUCAGGUAUCUCCUCCCAGCUCUGUGCCACCUGUCAGCAGAGGAAGUUCCCAGGAAGGUGCUGCUCACCCUCGACACCCCGGCCCUGCUGGUGGACUUUCUGUCGCAGUGCUGGACUUCCCUCAAGGGGAAAAGUGGGGUAGCGUCGGCCAGGGAUCCCACCAUGGAGACAGCCUGCUCAGCCCUCCUUAACUUCACCGUCACAGAGCCGGAGAGAGUCAGGAAGGACCCAUGUUUCAGAACGCUGGAGGCCCUUCUGAGUGAAGCACUUCCUGUUUUGGUGCAUAAACCCCGCCUGGUGGUCCUAGCGGCAAAUUACUGCACAUUGGGACUAAUGAUUGGCAGACUCAAAUCAGCUCCUUCGGGCUCAGUUGAAGCCAGCCAGAGGCGGUUCUUCUCCACAGCUCUCCGGUUCCUCCGCAGCGCCCUGGACUCUGGCUCCAGCCCUGGUCCGGUUAAGGUGAGCCUCAGCUGGGAGGAGAGUUGGGACGAGGCCGCCGAGCUCUGGAGGUUGGGUCUGCAGGCUCUGGGAGGCUGCGUCCGUGCUCAGCCCUGGAUCACCACGCUGGUCAGAGAGGAAGGUUGGCUCAAACACACACUCCCCAUGCUCAGUCAGUGUAGCGCGCUACCUGACCAGCACACACAGGAGGCGCUAGAGGAAGCUCUGUGUGCCAUGGCAGACCAGUGCCCAGUGUGUAAACUGGAGAUUGGAGACAUGAUGAGAAAUGAUAAAGGAGCUCUGAGCUGUAUGAAGAACCUGAAGAAGUCAGUGGGAGUGAAGUGAAAGCAAACUGCUGCCAACAGACAGUGUGCUCUUUAAUGGAGUAUUUUUAACUUGCAGAGUUGAAAAUGAAGUAAUAAAGGAGGGCUGUUACUGAAGCCACACUUGUGUGUUUAUUACUUGUACCACUCUGACAUGAAUAAUGCGUUACCUGUUGUCUCAGACUUUCUCGUAAGGAAAUGAUGAAAGGCCCCAGAUACUGCUAGACUAGUGAUCUUUGCAAAUGAGCUUGUAUUGAAAAGAAGGCACUGAAAAUUAUGAUGCACAAGCAUAAUUUUCAGUAUAAUGUGAUGUAAAUGUUUUGACAGCUGUGCUCUGAAAAGACGCAAGCGGUUUCUUACAUGUCAAUUGUGAAAAGGUAAUGUCUUUAAUAAAGAGCUAUUUUGUUAGAAAACCA